Molecule: messenger RNA, 2828 nt
Organism: Hyaena hyaena (striped hyena)
Lineage: Eukaryota; Metazoa; Chordata; Mammalia; Carnivora; Hyaenidae
Gene: RNF130
Product: ring finger protein 130
Exons: 8
Coding region: 33-1292 (419 amino acids)
Source: RefSeq, a predicted model, not a curated record
CGCGAGCGGCGGCGGCGGCAGCCGGAGGGACGAUGAGCGGCGCGGCGCGGGCGGGCCCGGCCCGGCUCGCCGCGCUCGCUCUGCUGACCUGCAGCCUGUGGCCGGCGCGGGCGGACAACGCGAGCCAGGAGUACUACACGGCGCUCAUCAACGUGACGGUGCAGGAGCCCGGCCGUGGCGCCCCGCUCACGUUCCGCAUCGACCGCGGGCGCUACGGGCUCGACUCGCCCAAGGCCGAGGUCCGCGGCCAGGUGCUGGCGCCGCUGCCCAUCCACGGAGUUGCUGAUCAUCUGGGCUGUGAUCCUCAAACACGGUUCUUUGUCCCUCCUAAUAUCAAACAGUGGAUUGCCUUGCUGCAGAGGGGAAAUUGCACAUUUAAAGAGAAAAUAUCACGGGCUGCUUUCCACAAUGCAGUGGCCGUGGUCAUCUACAAUAAUAAAUCCAAAGAGGAGCCUGUCACCAUGACUCAUCCAGGCACAGGAGAUAUUAUUGCUGUCAUGAUUACAGAAUUGAGGGGUAAGGAUAUUUUGAGUUAUCUGGAGAAAAACAUCUCUGUACAAAUGACAAUAGCUGUUGGAACACGAAUGCCGCCAAAGAACUUCAGCCGUGGCUCUCUAGUCUUCGUGUCAAUCUCCUUUAUUGUUUUGAUGAUUAUUUCUUCAGCAUGGCUCAUAUUCUACUUCAUUCAGAAGAUCAGGUACACGAAUGCACGCGACAGGAACCAGCGUCGUCUUGGAGAUGCUGCCAAAAAAGCCAUCAGCAAAUUGACAACCAGAACAGUAAAAAAGGGUGACAAGGAAACAGACCCAGACUUUGAUCACUGCGCAGUCUGCAUUGAGAGCUAUAAGCAGAAUGAUGUUGUGCGGAUUCUCCCCUGCAAGCACGUUUUCCACAAAUCCUGCGUGGAUCCCUGGCUUAGUGAACACUGUACCUGUCCAAUGUGCAAACUUAAUAUUUUGAAGGCCCUGGGAAUUGUGCCAAAUUUGCCAUGUACUGAUAACGUAGCAUUUGAUAUGGAAAGGCUCACCAGAACCCAAGCAGUUAACCGGAGAUCAGCCCUAGGUGACCUUGCCAGUGACAACUCCCUUGGCCUGGAGCCACUGCGAACUUCGGGGAUCUCACCUCUUCCUCAGGAUGGGGAGCUCACUCCUAGAACGGGAGAGAUCAACAUUGCAGUAACAAGUGGUCACUUCUUUCAUCGAAACUCCUUGUCUCCUCGGAGCCUGGUGUAUGAAAGUGAAUUCUCCACAAUCGAGCCCUCUUUGGACAUGUAUGAUGAGAACAAAACCUGAUUUUUCUAAAUGGGCUCUGGGGGGUCACCUCUUUUGUGAUUUGAUUUCUGAUCACCUUUCUUAUUUUGUAUUCUUCUGUCAGCGUCCAUUUUGGAAGAAUGGCAGGGCUUUCCAAGCACAGGUUGGGGCUCAGGGUUAAACUGCAAGGUACCCCAAGGUGCAGCUUUGACCACAGUGUUGUUGACCAGGUGACCUCGGAGCACUAAACGCCCGCCCAAAGCUGGCCUGAGAACAUGGGCCCCAACAAGCUUGGCUGUUCCCAGAGAAGAGCAGGGGCCCAGGGGUCAAUGUUGCAUUGCAAAUGUGUCUCUGAAUAAUUACAUGCAUAUUCUGUGUCAGGGUGACAUCGGGGUUUUUUAAAUACCUUUUGUGCUCCCCACUCACAGUGCAUACUUAAGCUUGCAGGUGCCACUUCUCACUGACGUGGGGCACAAGUUGCCGCUACGUGGCCUGCUCUCUAUCUUCCUGUCUCUUAUCCUACUUUCUGUUGAGGAGCCUCUUGCCAGAGGUUCCUGAGAGAAAGGCUUGCCUUUCAUCCCUCCCCAGAGACUGACCACCACCCAGCGCACCACGGUGCAGGGGGCGGUCUUGCCCAUUGCUGUCUCCAGCCUCCCUCCUGAGAGCAUGACACGGGGCCGAGUGUUUUUGUGACCACUGAAACCCUGAAUGCCCCGACCCCGAGGCCUGUAGACUUGUCUGCUUGGUAUCUGCUGAGGGGUGAGCAGAGGUCAACCCCGCGAGGCCAGCCUGGCAGUCUUCUCUGGGUGACCUUGGGAUGGCGGCCAAUGGGUGUGAAGCCCUGAACAACUCUGAGUGUUUUCCUGAGAAGAUCAAGCCCCCUCCUUGCUGUUAGAUGUAAGAUGAGCACCCUUCUUCAGUCUUACUGGUCUGACCCAGUUGCCUCCCACCAGCCUUGGCAUGAAGAAGACACAGGGACUUCUAGAAAAAGACAUGGUGGCCAGCAUGGCGGACAUCAGGGACACACGUGCUCGCCCCACACGCCUAGGGAUGAUGUCGAGUUAACAUCACGAGAAGCAUGUGUCUGAAGUAAUCCCAACACAGAACCACGAGAAGCAAAUCUGUAAAACAAAAUUGACGCCUCCUUUUUGCUCAAGGACACACUGUAGAGUAGCCUGUUUCUCUUAUGGAUGGGAGCUAUACAGAGAUGUAAAUGUGUUCAGGUCCUUCGAUCCUUCUUAACGAGAAUUGGAAACUUCAGCCUCCAUAUGCUUAGAUCUGGCAGCAAACCACUCAGACCUGUGACCCCCACCCCCGACACCCUGUGAUUUUUAUUGACUCCGUAAAACAGAAAUUCUAGGUGAACACUUGUUAUUUUUCCCUGUGCAUCUGGCUUCUCCUCUAAGUGUCUGUUCUCGUCACUUGUUGCUAGGACGCCUCAAAAUGCAGUUGCACCCCCGAGCAAAACCCCUCAGAGAACCAGGGUAGUGACGGCCAUUGGGAGCCUCACCUCAGAGUGACCAGCGGCGUUCUGUCCAUAAUCAUUUGAGGCUGGAACAGUGCGAGACUUUUAAGGUC